AUGUCUGACAACAAAAAAGUAGGGACUGAAAACGUGAAAUGCAAAGAAUGUGGACGAGAAUUUACAAUGAGAAAAAAUUUAUACGCUCACAUGAGGAACUUGCACGACGAUAAGCCCAUUGAUAUGUCCAACAAGUUAGGGUGCGCUUUAUGCGAUCAGAUGUUUGUGAAUUAUUGUUUUUUACAGAAACAUUACCAGAGCGAACAUUCUGAAGUAAACUUGUUAUUUGAAGUUAAGUCUUUUGAGGAUCAAAAUUCGUUUGACAUUUGGAAGGGAAGUUUUGAAAAAGAGACAGUAUCCCAUUUUAUACAACGAUCUACUAAAAAAUUGUCUGACUUAUCAGUAGUUAAAUAUUAUGUGUGUCAUCGUAGUGGUAAGAGCCGUAUUAGAGUUAGCGACGGGGAAAGAAAACGUCACGUUAAAACCAUGGGGACUAAUAAAAUUAACAGCAGUUGUCCAGCUACUAUGAAAGUAACGAAACAUUCUGAUAGAGGUAAUAUUUCUGUUGAGCUUCAAUCAGUACAUGUUGGUCAUGAACAUGAAGCUGCUAGGUUGCCUCUAAGUCUGGAUGAACGUAAGCUUUUAGCUAUUCAGAUGGAGCAGGGCAUACCAAAAUCUAGGGUUUUAGCCAAUGUUAGAUCUAAUUAUACACCCUCAACACGUUUAUCAUUAAUUGACAAGAAAGAUUUGCACAAUAUCUGUACAGAAUUUAACUUAGAUAGUGAGGUAUGUUUGGAUAAAAAUGAUGUUCUUUCUGUGCAUCUUAAAGUUCUAAAAAUGCUAAAGGAGCCUGAAAAUGAUUUUUUGCUUGGUAUUAUGAGCAAUGCUCAGCAGAAGCUCCUAGAAUUAAAUGAUGGUAUCGUUAUGAUAGACUCCACACAUGGUCUCAAUCAGUAUCAGCUUAAAUUCACCACACUGAUGGUUAAUGAUACUAAUUGUGAAGGAUUUCCAGCUGCUGUAUUUUACUCUUCUAGAGAAACAGCUGACGUAGUGAAAUAUUUUUUUGAUGCGAUAAGUAAGCGGGUGCCUAAUCUUAAUCUACCUACUGUUUUUAUGUCAGAUGACGCACCAGCCUAUUAUAAUGCAUGGGUUAAUGUUUUUGGGGAAUGUGACUUUCACUUAUUAUGUAGCUGGCAUGUUAAAAGGGCUUGGAAGAAGAAUUUAAAUUCUAAGGUCAGGGUAGCUGAUUUAAGAUCCGCCAUUAAAUCUGACUUAUUUGAGCUUCAAGAAGAGACUGAUGUUGUGACAUUUGAUCAUUUAUGCAAAUCAUUCUUUGAGAAGUAUAGCUCUAAUGCAGAUGCGAAAAGUUUUUUAAAUUAUUUCAAUGAGGAGUACAUGUGCAGGACAAAGCAAUGGGCUUAUUGUUAUAGAGUUGAUUGUAGGAUUAAUGUUAAUAUGAAAUUGGAAAGGUGGCAUAGGUUGUUAAAGUAUGAAGAAGGUGCUGGGCGUGUUAUUAAGAGACUUGACAAGUCACUUUCUAUGGUGUUGAGUGCUAUCAGGGCUAAACUUUUUGGAAGGUUAAUUUCUCUUGAGAGGCAUAAACUUACAGCGAGGGUAUUAGAUAUAAGAAGUAGGCAUGACAAAAUAAAAGUUAUGAACGACAAAUAUUCUGUUUUAGAAUUGGAUAAAGCAUGCAGUUGGGUGGUUUCGAAACCUCAUGGUAAUUUAAUUGUAACGUAUGAUGUUAAUAAAGUUGAUGUUAGGUGUAAAUGCCAGUUAAGAUGUGAUGCAUGUAACAUUUGUGUGCAUCAGUUUAAAUGUAGUUGUGUCGAUAAUUGUAUCAGGUUCAAUAUGUGCAAACACAUUCAUUUUGUCAUUUCACAUUUUUCUGUUACUUCUUUGAAUUCCGUUGAGCCAGUUAUUCCUCCUAGCAAAUCAGACGAACAUAUUGCUAUAUCUGCUGAAUUGGUAACUAAUCGUGCAUUAACCACUGAAAAUAAGAGGAAAAUGCUCCUAGAAAAUCUUAAUGAUAUAAAAGAUUUAAUUGUCAAUGCCCAAACUGAUUCAGAGCUAGAUUUGAUUCAUAAUACAUUUAGUGAGUUAAAAACAAAAUAUUCAUUGAUGUCAGACAACAGUUUAGUUAACUUUACACAGUGUGAAAAACAACCAGCAAAUAAACUUGUACAAAAGCAGGUUCGAUUUUAA
Messenger RNA from Parasteatoda tepidariorum (common house spider), 2145 nucleotides. The record is from RefSeq and is a predicted model, not a curated record. Lineage: Eukaryota; Metazoa; Arthropoda; Arachnida; Araneae; Theridiidae.